UUGACCAAGGGAUAUCACGAUGUUCGAUUGUUGAUGUCCGUGGCAAGACUAUGGCCGGAGGUCAUGAUAGUCGCAUUCGCUGGCCUGAGCACUGCAAUUGUCUCUCGCUUGCUCGGUUAGACGCGCAGCAUUCCGCUACCUCUUCCCCGCAGCGAUUAGACAAACAACUAUGUGGACACCAGUCGGCAACAAUCCACCCAGCAGUCGAAGUCACUCUUGCGGAGAGGCAGGUAGUGACUGUUACAAGUUAUACCACAACCUUCUACACAGUUACCUGGUCAUCUACUUCCAGUACGGUGACAUCGAUCGCGCCGAUACAAUCAAGUGAAAGCACCAAUCCUGGAGCGGUAUCGUCGUCAAUGCCGAAGAUUUCGAGUCUGUCGAGCUUGACCAGUACGCGGUCGACUAGUCAGAUCUCAUCCAUAGCAGAAUCUCUCCCGAUGUCAACAGGCAAUAUAAUCCAACCUACCCAGAUGCCCAGUCCAUCUUUGACUUCCUCGACUUUCAACUCUACCUCGACAUCGACCCAAAGGGUGGUCCUGCCAAAUCCGUCUGUCACGUCGCAAACCACGACGACUCUUACAUCAUCGUCCACUUCAUCGUCAGCUAUCCAAUCCUCCACAUCCUUCACGUCCUCAGAUUCCGGGAUCUCUCAGCAAUCGACUCUCGAAUCGUCGAUCAGUGUCAUAUCUCCAUCGAGCACUUCGGUCACCUCGUUGAGGCCAGGUCAGACACCUGCCACCGGUGCUAUUACAAGCAGUCAUACGAAGAGGAACAUACUGCCAAUCAUCAUCGGCAUUUUUGUGGGUGUACUCCUCGUCACUGCAGCGAUGUGGUGGGCACGUAAAAGAAUCCGUCACCGGAGAACUGCGUCAGGACCCAAAUCUGACCGACUCGAUUAUGCUCACCUGGCGUCCGCUUACUACAUCAGUGGUACCGACAAGUACGAAUCGCUCAGAAAUAGCGCGUCAUAUCACGGUGGCGGCUUGAGCACGCACGUGGAUACAAGCAGAGUAUCGCUACCCCACUUUCUCGGCCCGCUCUCCUGCGACAUACCCCGAAUGCCCCAGCAGGUCCUGAUCGUACCUCCAUAUCCCGAUUUACUUCUGCCGACGCCUACACAGGAAUCAUGGGCGACCCGAAUGUCUAGGAUGUCUUCCGCGUCGAUUCCCGAGCAACCCCUUCCAUCGCCCUUGAGCCCCGCGAGUCUGACGUCUCUGCUGGACGCGAAUUGGCCUGUAGUGUCAUCUACAAGGCUAGCUCAAGGAUGGGCCCCUGCGCCUCGUCGGUCACUCAUGGUCAUCGAACAGGGGCGCGAAGGGGGUCCGCCCAGAGACCAAGCGCAGGGACGUGCACAGGAACGGGCAUCGAGGACGUUGUCUAUGUGGGCUAGGAUCAGUCCAGGGACGCUACCGGAUCCACGUACCCGCCGGCCAACAGAGGAUGGAGGUGUUCGCCUUGCAGGUGGACCUCCCGGCGUCGAAUUUGUCUCCCACGAUGCGCCCGUAUAUGAGACCAUGACCAUUAGCUCCUCCGUCCGUAGCAAUCGUACACCCCCGCCGCCUUACGCACGGUACUCAGAUACGUCGACCGAUGGGAGUCAAGUACAGAGGUGACUGCACGUAGAUACACAGUGACGCCUUCCUUAGGCGUGGUCACACAAGUGUCAGGAUAGAGGCAUUUCCAUCGAUAAAUGUAUAAUAUGCUACGGAG
Messenger RNA from Rhodofomes roseus, 1713 nucleotides. RefSeq lists its product as uncharacterized. The transcript has 2 exons. The record is from RefSeq and is a predicted model, not a curated record. Bases 51 to 1616 code for a protein of 521 amino acids. Lineage: Eukaryota; Fungi; Basidiomycota; Agaricomycetes; Polyporales; Fomitopsidaceae.